AUGGGCCGAUGUGGUGUUAAUUCAUUAAUUAUUGCACUAGAGAAGGAAAUUUUGGGGCAGGAACCAGAGACUCCUAGUGGAGCAGCUUUAGAAGCAAUAGUUAUUCGACUUAAGAUGCUUGCCUGCAAAUCCGAAAUGAAAUCAAGUUCGCUGGCCCAAGUUCGAUUUCUUGCUAUUUCAGCUACUAUUCCAAAUAUAGGCGAUUUUGGUUUGGGGGAAGAAAUGAGACCUGUGAAGUUGACUACGAAGGUUCUGGGAUGUACUCCAGCUAAAAAUGAUUUCUUGUUAGAGAAGGUAAAGUUAUUUGUAAAUCUGCCUUGUGUACAUUAUCAUGACGCUCAAAGGGACUGGAGCCAAAUGAACAUACUCUUAACUCUGGCCCUUCCAUGCUGUGGAGGAACGGGGCAGUGUGACAAUGGUGCACUCCAAGCUCAUCUCAUCAAGAAGGGUAUGGUUUCAGGAGUUUUUGAGGAGAUGGGAAGAACAGCAUCAGCUGAAUCAUGGAAGGCUCUUAUAUCUGGCUUUGUUCACGAUGACAGAUUUAAAGCAGCAUCAUCGGCUUUUCAGGAGAUGGUGGUCGAUCAGCAAGUACACUGUCGGGUUUUAAAAGCCAACUAUAGUAUCAACUUGGAUGUUGCAAGCUCUUCACUUGAAGCUUAUACCAAAUGUGGCGACCUAGGCAAAGCUGAGAAGGUUUUCCAGCUCCUUGAAGCUUGCAUCCACUGGGGAUUAGGUAACGAAGAUAAAAGAUUCUUCAAAUCCAUGUCAAUUGUCAAGGAACUACAAAAUAUUGCCACAGGAGACACAUUACGGCUGCAUGGCAAGUAUCACCACCACAACCUUCAAUUAGGAGAACUUGAAGCGAAUCGCAUACUAGAAUUAGAACCAAAUGAUGCAUCUGUUUACGUGACACUGUCUAACAUGUACUGUCAAGUGGGAAGAGUGGCUGAUGCAAUUAAGCGAAGGGAAUUGAUGGCAUUGAGGGAGGUCAAAAAUGAACCCGGUUAUAGCUGGUUGGAAUCACCCAGCCACUGUCGUCUCCGGCGAUAUCCCAAAUGUAAGCUAACUCCUCCUCAGCUGGAGUUGGGAUACUGUCUUUUGUUUUCUUGGGGAAAACUGCUUUUGUCCAAGUUGCUGAGUUUUUCCGACGACUGGCCUCUCAAUGCCAACAAUUAUUGCUCGGAAAAGCCUCCAUUUUUGAAGGCUUACCGGAAACGCCCACCGACCAUGCUGUUAAUGUGCUCGCCAGAAAGAGCUUAUACGGCGGAUGAGAAUGAUUUAAUCUACAGACACUUUGGCUCCACCCUCGGCGACCUGACGAGAAGCUCAUCGAAAAAUUCAGUCCUCUUGAGUAAAUUUAUAAUUCGAACAAACCCUCACUGCGUCGGACUGACUACUGAAGUCCCGGUUGAUGGUCUCAUUUGUGUCUUUGAUGAAGCAGAUGGUCACAUAACUCUCCACAACAUUUGUACUGGGCAAAAUAUGAGGCUUUCUGACCCUGCUGGAUAUCCGGGUGAUCCAAUUUCGAGUUAUCAUCUUGGGUAUGACCCAGCAAGCUGCAGCUACAAGUUACUGAGAUUGAUUCAUCCCUCUCACUCUUACUGGGGGUUUUCAUCCAAUUGA
Molecule: messenger RNA, 1623 nt
Organism: Oldenlandia corymbosa var. corymbosa
Lineage: Eukaryota; Viridiplantae; Streptophyta; Magnoliopsida; Gentianales; Rubiaceae
Source: the annotation of a GenBank genome assembly